This is a messenger RNA of Drosophila sulfurigaster albostrigata, 2179 nucleotides long. RefSeq names its product facilitated trehalose transporter Tret1-2 homolog. Lineage: Eukaryota; Metazoa; Arthropoda; Insecta; Diptera; Drosophilidae. Gene Ontology annotation, cellular component: membrane. The transcript is spliced from 6 exons. The record is from RefSeq and is a predicted model, not a curated record. Gene Ontology annotation, molecular function: sugar transmembrane transporter activity. Bases 313 to 1920 code for a protein of 535 amino acids. Gene Ontology annotation, biological process: carbohydrate transport; transmembrane transport.
AAAGACAAUCGCCGCGUCGUCGCCCAAUAAAAUAAAAUUAGCGGAAAUAUAAGUUUAUAUAUUUAUAUUGUAUAUAGGGAGCGCUAACAGACAUCUCUCUCUCUCUACAUACAUAUAUGUUGUAUAUAUACAAACAACAUACGCGAAUGCUUUCUCAGAUAAUUAAUGACUAGAGACGUAGAUAAAAAUACGCCAGAGAAUUGAAUAUAUUUUAAAAGUGACGUUAAACCUAUAUAGUGCGUCUUGUGAUAGCGAUAUAACUUAUAUAAUAUAAUAUCACGGAUCGGGGGAACCAAGUAGAUUGGAUUCCGAAUGGAUUCGGACAAAGUAGUACGCGCCAUGGCACGCUGGUGGCAGGUAAAGGGCAACACUCGCACCUCAUUUAAAAAUGGCAAAACAAUCACUGUCAGUCAGGAGGACACCGAUGUAACGUCACACAAUCCCAUGCUAUACGAUCCACUGCAGGAUGGCAACGUUAGGACCUCAAAGACUCGCCAAUAUCUAGCUGCACUCGUAGUUUGUCUGGGAGCUGUUGCUGCAGGCACAGCUUUGGCCUGGACUAGUCCCGUGCUGCCGCAGAUUAGCAUUGCUGAAAAUGCAACUUCUGUAAAUGUCACCCACGCUAUAGCAAAUACAACCACUGUAAAUAAUGCAACCAUCGUGACCACAACGCAACCACCGCAAGUCGAUAGUCACCUCAAGCUAACCGUAGAUGAACAGAGCUGGGUAAGUUCACUGCUGGCCAUUGGCGCCUUUCUGGGCGCUCUGCCCACGGGCUACAUCGCAGACGCAAUUGGCAGACGCUACACAGCCUUGGCAAUGGAUGUGCCUUUCAUUUUGGCUUGGCUGUCAAUUAGUUUUGCCAAUUCCGCUGGUUGGCUGUACUUUGGACGCUUCCUAAUCGGCAUCUCAACUGGCAGCUUCUGUGUGGUGGCUCCCAUGUACAUCUCAGAGAUUGCGGAGACUAGCAUACGUGGCACACUUGGAACACUCUUCCAGCUGCUGCUGACCAUGGGAAUACUUUUUGUGUACAUUGUUGGUUCGCUGGUAUCUUGGAGCACGCUCAGCAUGAUGUGCUUGGUGGUGCCCAUUCUGCUGUUCGUUGGCAUGCUCAUGCUACCGGAGACGCCUGUCUAUCUGCUGAAAAAGGGUCGUCGUGCUGAUGCUGCGCUGUCGCUCAAGUGGCUCUGGGGCAAAUAUUGCGAUUCGCGCAGCGCCAUUCAAGUCAUCCAGAAUGAUCUGGAUCAGACGAGUGCCGAUGCCUCGUUUAUGGAUCUGUUCAGCAAUCGUGGUGCACGCAAGGGACUCAUCAUCUCGAUGCUGCUGAUGUUCUUCCAGCAGUUCUCGGGCAUCAAUGCCGUCAUCUUCUACACGCAGUUCAUCUUCGAGUCGGCGGGCAGCAGUCUGAGUGCCUCGAUCAGUUCGAUCAUUGUGGGCGUGGUGCAGGUGAUCAUGACACUGACCUCAUCGCUGCUGAUCGAACGCGCUGGUCGCAAGAUUCUACUGCUAUUUAGCAGCACUGUGAUGACCAUUUGUCUGGCCAUAUUGGGUGCCUAUUUCGAUAUGAAGGACAGUGGCAAGGAUGUCGCGCACAUUGGCUGGCUGCCAUUGCUGUGCAUGGUGCUCUUCAUCAUUAGCUUCUCUGUGGGCUACGGCCCCAUUCCCUGGCUGAUGAUGGGCGAGCUCUUUAUGCCCGAUGUGAAGGCCACUGCGGCGGCCCUGAGUGUCAUGGCUAAUUGGCUGUGUGUAUUUGUGGUCACCAAAUGCUUUGGCGUCAUGAUCGAGUCCUGGGGAUCAGACUUUACCUUCUGGUUCUUUGCUGGCUGCAUGGCUUUGGCCACGAUCUAUGUGGCUUUAGCUUUAGUUGAAACUAAAGGCAAAUCCGCCAGUGAAAUACAGAGUUGGUUAAGUGGACGUUAAAUUGGGAUGAGGAAGAGUAAACGAAGUGAGCGAAAGCAACAACCAAAAGCCAAAUAAUAUGCCAUAUUACGCAUACGCCAAGUAGCGCAUCAUGUACAACAUUUAACAUAUUGAUUUUUGAUUAUUAUUUAUAGUGUAGUUCAAUUAGUUGAUAAGUUGUUCACGGUAGAUAACUCAACGCUACUUCUGUGUAUAUUUGUGUAACUCUUAAAUGUAUUGGUUAAGUGUGCGAUUGUAAAGACAUGUCUAUAAAUCGAUC